Messenger RNA from Durio zibethinus, 947 nucleotides. RefSeq names its product homeobox-leucine zipper protein HOX3-like. The record is from RefSeq and is a predicted model, not a curated record. Lineage: Eukaryota; Viridiplantae; Streptophyta; Magnoliopsida; Malvales; Malvaceae. Gene Ontology annotation, molecular function: sequence-specific DNA binding; DNA-binding transcription factor activity, RNA polymerase II-specific. Gene Ontology annotation, biological process: regulation of DNA-templated transcription.
CAUACUGUCUCUCUCUCUCUUUUUUAUAUAUAGCUUUUUAAAAACUUUACCUUUUCUCUUCUUAAAACCAAUCGUCAUCUUUUCUUUUUUUUUUUUUCCUGCAACUUUCAUGGCGGUUUUACCUACCUGCUCUUCUAACUUGGAGUUGACAAUAUCAGUUCCUGGCUUCUCUUCUUCCCCUUUUCUUCCUUCUUCUGGUGAUCAAGUGGGUUCAACGGUGAGAGAUUUGGAUAUAAACCAAGUACCAUCAGGAGGAGCAGAAGAUGAGUGGAUCACAGCAAGCAUGGAAGAUGAAGAAGAAAGCUACAAUGGAGCCCCUCCUCGCAAAAAACUUCGUCUAACAAAAGAACAGUCUCGCCUUCUUGAAGAAAGUUUCAGACAAAACCAUACCCUAAACCCUAAACAGAAAGAAGCAUUGGCUUUGCAGCUGAAUCUUAGGCCAAGGCAGGUUGAAGUUUGGUUCCAGAACCGUAGGGCCAGGAGCAAGUUGAAGCAGACAGAGAUGGAGUGUGAGUACCUGAAGAGAUGGUUCGGAUCACUGACCGAACAGAACCGAAGGCUUCAAAGGGAGGUGGAGGAGCUUAGGGCCAUGAAGGUAGGGCCGCCAACAGUGAUUUCGCCUCAUAGCUGUGAACCUCUCCCUGCAUCAACACUUACAAUGUGCCCUCGGUGUGAGCGUGUCACCACCACUGCCCUUGACAAAGGCCCCGCAAAAAUGAACUCCGCCACUGCCACUGCCACUGCCACCACAUUGUCCUCUAACGUUGCAACAUCAGCCCUCCAAUCAAGGCCAUCUUCGGCGGCUUGUUAGUCAGGCUUAAUGACCCCAGUUUAAGAAGUUAAUUUAAAAAGCAAAUGAUUUAGGGAAUGUUCAUAUUAGUUUACACACAAUUGUAUGGGAUAGAUACUAAAUAUUGGUAUCUAAUCUACAUAGGGAUUUUACGUGG